UGGUGGUGGCUGCUGUGAUAAUUCGCAAAGUGAUAAUCAUCGCUUGGUGAUGCACUAGAGAUCUUUCUGUUUCUCGCCCGAAUUGUGACAUUACCAAAAAAAGCAAUUGGCAAAAGGUCCCUGUCCCAGACUUUGUGGACGGCAAAUUCACUAUCAGUGGUUGGUGUCAGCCUGACGCGGUUCUUCCCCCCCAAAUCGUGAGCCGCGCUCCGUGCCUCGCUUUCUGAGAGUUGGUAGUGGAAUCCGAACAUCAGCAGCUGGUCUGGGCGGUCGGCAAAGUCCAACCCAACACAGCACGUCACACCAAACUUCGAUCCAUCAUCCACACUUUCUUCCAAUCACUCGAUCCGCGCCCCAAUUUCCUUCCAACACCAACCUCAUUUAUCCCUUAAUUCGAAGAUCACCUCCCAGCUCCAUAAUCGCGAGAUUCACGCCUUUUUCCGCAUUCGUGUGACGAGCUAGUCCACUGUGGACCAAUGAUCGCAAACUAUCCGAAUCUGCUCUGAAUCAUUGACGCCUGCCAAUUGACCAACAUCACGCCAUCCUGCAAUGUCGCCGGAUUCUCCCAGUUCCCCUGCGGGCAACGCCGUGUCGGACGCGGAGGCGCCUACUUCCCCAGUGCGCGGUGACGAGGGCAAAUCCUUCCUCUCCCAAGCCAUGACCGAAGACGACGAUACACGGAUGAUGGAUGGCACGCCCGAGCCAACCGAGAAGACAUCGGGUCGCGGGAAGGGGAAGAAUGCGGCAAAGGAGUCGUCCAGUAACAUCACCGGCAAGAUUCGGCAUCUGAAGAAGGAAGAUGGCGAGCCACUCUGGCGCAAGGACAUCCAAUACGACUUCCUCAAGGCUAUCUUCGAUGACGAAACAGCCGUCUUCACGAACUCUUACGAACCCGAGAGACCCCGCCAGAACUUUGCCGAUCUCUACAUUGACACCAUGUCGCGAAGCAGCAAGACGAGCAAGGUCCUUCGCGACAAGUUGCUAAGCGAUCGCAGUGCAGCAAAGGGCAUGGCCAUGGUCUGCCUGCUCGUCAACAUUGGCAGAAUGAAUACAACGCUCAACUUCUUCCCCGAGAUGCGAGCCCAAUUGCGAACAUACCACGCCAUCCCCUCCCUACAGGCACACCAAGAUGCGCAUGCCUACAAACAGCUCCAGGACGCUCCAAGAUUAAAAUCUAUCCUCAAGGGUGGUGCUGAAGACCGCGAAGAGCCUGGCAGCCUGAACAAAAUCAAAGCCCGCGAUGUCCCCCGAACGAACCCCGUCAACCUGCUCUUCGUCAUCUGCCAAUCAGCCGCUAAGAUCGCUGAGUUGCACUUUCCUCCGGGACGAGAGUUCCACGACUUGGUCAUGAAGACCAACUACACCAGCAUAUCCCGCGCUAAGGCGUUCCUUUGGAUCAUGUGGUUCUAUCUCGAAUCCGACUUCACGGAAGAGGGCUGCGACGAAAACCCAUUUGGACCCGGCGUCGACUACGGUGUCGAUGUUGCUAACCAAGGCGUUCCCGAACUCAUAGAGAUGACAACAGAGGACGAGGCGGCAGAAAAUGUCGAUACGGAGGUGGAGAUCAAAUUCGGCGAAGAGAAGCAGAAGAUGCGCGCCAAGAUUCUAGAGGCAGACCAGGCGUACCUUGCCGACAACCAAACAAAACGAGGCUCGAGAACAUCGCGUGUGAUGGCUGAGGAUGGGCCGGCCAUCCUACCUCGCAUUCGCCCUUCGAAGCACGAGUCUGAUAUGGAUAGUGUCCGGUCGACACCGCCACCCAAGGCAUUGGCACGAGGCCUUGGGGGCUCGGUUCGACGUGGCGGGGCACCGCUCAAGUAUCAGAUUUUCGAGGCAUCUUCCCCAGCAGGCCCUGCUCAUGGCUCCGCGGAGGGCAUCGUUGCUCGAAAACCUCGCCCCCCCACGGCACACCAAAUCGCGGUGGAGAGGAACAGAAACCAACGGGUCGAAUACAUUCUGGAUCGUGGUUACCGGAAGGAGCUUCACAAGGCGAAGAAAAAGCGGCAGCAAGGAAGCACUCUCUAUCGGGCAUUCAUGCGUAUUAAGCAAAUUGAUAAUCCGUUCGAGGACAGCGACCCAGAGGAUGACCCCCGUCAGCAUCUGUCGAACAACGACGGGAACUCUGGACCCUUCCGACAGAAAGGUCUCGGGGGUAUCGCGCCCCUGGCCUCGGAGAACGACGAUUUCGGUGAAGAGGCGAACGCCUACACCGCAGCUUUGAGACGCACAUCACGACGGCUAAAAAGAUGGGGGGCUCAUGAAGGCCCUCCUCUUGGAGUCAUUCCUCCCAGGAAGAGAAAGAAGGCUAACGGCGAGACGAACGGCAACGACGAAGCGGGCGACAUGACAAUGGACCUUGACACCCUGAGAGCCUCGGAGGCGAGGGAUGGAUCACAGGCUCGGGCGAACGGCGAUGUCAACGGUGACGAGACCCUAGGCGACAUCACGAUGGGAGAUAUCACCAUGGACGACGGCGACGAUGCUGACAAGACAGCUGCCGCCGACGAUGACGAAGAGUUGGACGAGAUGGAUAGGUCUCUGUUGGGCCUUGCCGCCGAGGACUCUGCCUCUGAGGACGAGUGAAAGUUAUUUGACGCUUCUCCUCGUCUUUUCCGUUUCCUUCUAAACGAUUUGACUGAAUCUCCCCGACGGAAAUGCUCAUGCCGGGAACACGCUCACCGUCUUUCUCAUGGCGAUGUCUGCAUUAUGCAUUGUUGAUGGAUGGCAUGCGAAGCCAUUCCUCGUCCAAUUUUUCUUUCCUUGAGUCUUUCUUAUUCUUGUCCUUUUCUUUUCCUAGAAUUGUGGGCGUCCGGGUUGUAUACUAGCAGCACGAACAAAACUACACCAGAAUUUGGCGCGAAGGUUUCAUAAAUGGGAAGGAGGACGGUGCAGACAUCCAAGACGCUUAGGAGAGGAAAAGGUUUCAUAGGGAGAAGCGUAUUGAGGGUUUUGCCGUUUUUGUAGGAACUUUUUUUCUUCUUCUCCUUUUCUCUGCUAGUGAUUCUCAGCCCAUCGUGGUGUUAUCUUUCAUGUGACGAGAACUCCAUCAGCAUUCGUAUACUUCGUGCUGUUGCUUUGGUUCGUGUGCCUUUGUCGAGGAGAGGGGGUGAUGAUGUCCUGCCCCAGCGAGCCGUGGUUCGCUUGGCGCGCUAAAAUUCCGGGAGAAGGAACGCGAAGCCGGUCCCGGGACUGAUCGGUAAGUUUGGUACAUGAGUAGUUUCCGGUCGUCUUCCGGCAUGCGUACCGGAGAAACUAGCCGGAGAGUAUGUGAUGUCGGUGGCUACAAAUAAGCAUGAGAGAUGCCCUAGCAUCGGGACAACACUCAACCGUCCGCCUGAGGGGUCAUGGGUUCGUAUGGUG
This is a messenger RNA of Colletotrichum destructivum, 3360 nucleotides long. Its product is annotated as Putative ino80 subunit 1 protein. The coding region runs from base 550 to 2583 and encodes 677 amino acids. NCBI's taxonomy places the organism in Eukaryota, Fungi, Ascomycota, Sordariomycetes, Glomerellales, Glomerellaceae. The transcript has 2 exons. Gene Ontology annotation, cellular component: Ino80 complex. The record is from RefSeq and is a predicted model, not a curated record.